CACCCCCACAAGCCAAACCAUUCUCCUACCAAAAAAAAAACCUCCUCUCGUUUCUCUCUUUGUUUCCACCGGCGCCGUCCUCAUUUCUCUCCUUUGAACCCAUAAUUCUUGCACAUAUAGCACCAUUUUUGGCCGAAGUAUUUUUCUUUUCAGUCCUCUGUUCUGUAAUGGCAACGGCACCGGUCAAGUCACAGCCACUGCAUUAUUUCUCUUUACCCCAGUUGAAAUGGGGCCAAAAAAGUCACACUAACACCAACCACCGCUUCCGCCGCCGCGAGUCUCCUUCGUCUACAGCCGAUAACCACCUCAGCCCACUCCAACCCGCCGACUUGAACGGUGGUUCUGACUCCGACAAGCUCCCAGUAGAAGAACAAAGACAAGAAAAACAUGUAGAAGAAGAAGAAGGGCUAAAAGAGGAAAAAGUGUUGUGGAAUUUAAGGCCAAGAAAGAGUGUAAUGAAGGUGGGGUUAGAGGCUGAAACGGCGCCGUUAAAGAAGAACGUUGAAAUGGAAGUUGAAAGCAGUAAUCAUAUAAGGUCGCAGAGGGUGAGAGAUAAUAACGUGGAUAAUGGGCAUGGAUUCGGGUCGGGUAAGAAAGAGAAAAAGAAAAAGUUAUGGAUCUCGUUGUCAAGGGAAGAGAUUGAGGAAGAUGUCUAUUCUAUGACUGGGUCAAGACCCGCUAGGAGACCCAAGAGACGAUCCAAGACAAUUCAAAAACAACUCGAUAAUGUUUUCCCUGGAAUGUAUUUAGUAGGUCUCACGGCUGAUUCGUUCAGAGUUAAUGAUACUACGAAGUAGAUAUGGCAUAGCUGGUGUAUCCAAACUUUUCCUUCUAUGGCAAAAGGUCUGGCCUUUCUCAUGUUGAGUAUUUGUGCUUUUGAUGGUUCUCUAUUAUGUUUGGAUUUAUUUUAUAGUGUUUUAAGGGCUUAAUAUUAUGGAUUGGAGAUUUUGCAAGGAUUGAGGAACCAAGGGGGAAAAGCUUAGAGCUUGAGCAUUGCUGCAUUUAUGCCUCAAUUUUGGAGGUAUAAUGUAUUGAAUUAUGUAGAAGCAAUAGGAUAGCAUCUUGGGAUUGUAUCUAGUGUUCGUCUAGUUUAUUUCAGUUAAAACUAUAUGGGUAUAUUUUGAAAGAUUUUGGUUGCAAUGGUGUAACCUAAUGUAUGUAAAGAAUAGAAUUUGAGAUAUGGAUGGACAGAAUUUGUUA
This is a messenger RNA of Nicotiana tabacum (common tobacco), 1200 nucleotides long. RefSeq lists its product as uncharacterized. The record is from RefSeq and is a predicted model, not a curated record. NCBI's taxonomy places the organism in Eukaryota, Viridiplantae, Streptophyta, Magnoliopsida, Solanales, Solanaceae.